Molecule: messenger RNA, 1996 nt
Organism: Aplysia californica (California sea hare)
Lineage: Eukaryota; Metazoa; Mollusca; Gastropoda; Aplysiida; Aplysiidae
Exons: 2
Coding region: 714-1931 (405 amino acids)
Source: RefSeq, a predicted model, not a curated record
AUGGACGCCUUAUAGAAUUUAGUAUUUGUGAAGCAAUAACAAGUGAGCAUCAAGUUCACCGAUGGCUUUAGAGAUAAUGCAUCUCCCAGAUUCAAGGCUCUCAGAUUUUGAGUUUAAUUGUCGAUAUCAACCAAGAACAGGCUGCUGUACUCAAUAUAUCUAACUGCCGACAACCAAAAUAUAGAUUUAGAGAUCUAAAUCUAGACUAAGUAGAUCAAUUCUUAGUCUACAAAUAAAAAGAAAAAUGAUAAAUGAAUCAAGGGUCUGUAUUACAGUAUUACAAACAGUGCUUAUAGAUCUAUAUACAGAAUCUAUAUAUAGAUCUAGAUCUAGAUUCUAGAUCUAUUCUAAAAUAUUAUUAUAAGUAUUUUGCUCUAAAAACCAAAAAGUUACGACUGAAGGAUAAAUAUGCAACGUAAAAGCCUAUAUAACAAUAGUAAUAAUAGGAAUAUCCAAACUAGUGUAAAGAUCAUUCAAAUUAUAUCAUCUCAUUCGAUUGAGGAGAUGUGCACGCAUUAGGGUCUCCUUGUGAAGAAUAUCUCAACAGAACACCAGUCUUCUUAAAGGAGUAUAUAUGUGAGAGAAAAAAACAAAACAACUUUAGGCCAAAACUUCCAAAACAUAACUACUGAUCACAUCACCAUCAAGACAGCGUCUGUAUUCGAUAUAGAUUUCUACAAACAAGACAUAUUGGGAGACUUUUCAUUGCGAGCAUGAGUCGGCCAGUCAUCGACCCCCCUCCCACAACACGACCUCCGGAAUUGUCCGCACCCCUUCCAGCCCCAGCCAACCCCUCGGACACACCAGCAGGGGAGACGGCUAUCGGCGGAGGUGACCACUGUCCAUCUGCAAGCCCAGGAUACGUCACGGUCCAAGCCCCAGCCUCCCUCCACCACCAGGUCAAGCCUCAGAACUAUGACCAUGGCUUCGACAAGCGCGGGAAAAUUGUGGGAUGUAACCAGGAGGUUCCGUACCCGUUCAAGAACAGGCACUACCAUGACGUCAGUUUCCCGCGGCUGGUGGACUGGUCCAGUAUGAAGGCGGGGGAUGAGCACAAAUAUGUGCCGGCGAGGGAGAUGGUCAAGAGGUCAGAGGUCGCCGAGUAUUUCACAGCGGACAACGACGAGGGCUACAACCAAUGGGUGGCUCGCAAGGCAGCGGAAAAGAAGCGAGGGGCGGAGCUACAGAAAGCACUGAGGAGUGUGCCCGCGGAGAUCAAGGCGUUACCCGGUCAUUUAGGCCCCACUGCAACGGAGACGAGCGCUGGGGUGAUUGGCCAGUAUCUAGACCUCCAGCCCCUCCCACCGGCAGUUUAUCCCCUCCCAGCCAAGCUACCGCCUGCCCCUGUGCCCCUAUUGGUCAGAUUUCGGAAGUCGAACAUGUCGGACCACCCAGCAAUUCCCGACCACGCCUUCGCCGUCGACCCGCGGAAGAUGAUGACGAGUGACGGGUGCUGCUACACCAGAGGUAUGGAAGGCUCCGCCCACUACCCAGAGACGUCGAGCAUAGAGCCGCAAAGAACGAACAGCUUCAAGCUAUCAGUGACGUCUCUCGGUCAGACGGUGGGCGAGCGGAGAAAGGGCUUCACGUGGCCGCUUUUUACGCCUACGGGACUCGAACUCAAUCGCCCCAUGCCCAACCGCUGCGUGUCUGUUCUGGCCAAGUCGACGGAGAAAGAACCCGUCCGGCUUACCGUCCCAUCACGAACUGUCCCCCACGUGUACAAAAGAUACAUGAACUACUCGGCUUGCCCCGGCGUGGACAAAGAGGCGGAGCUUAACCCGGCUCGUCGACCAAUCAAAUUUCUCUGCGCACCUUACACCCCCUACCCACCGCAGGGUAACCGCCUCCUCGACCCCUGCCACCAGGACUUUGUCAGCAUGUCUGUCCUUCCACUCCCCGUGGGCCUACAGAAACCGUCGACAUGUUAACCCUAUCCAAACGCCCUGGGGUCAAUUUUGUACCCCCGGAGUUGUAUUCUUCACAUCUUAGAAUU